AUGAAGACGCUCGAGCACGUAUCAUGCAGAUUCACUCGAGAAAGAGAACGUCGUUUCGCGGUUUCUUUGACCAUGCUGUCAAGCAAAGACUUGAAUUUUGAAGAGCUGGCACGAUGCACUGAUGAUUUUAAUGGAGCUCAGUGCAAAGCUGUCUGUGUGAAAGCGUGCAUGAUUGCUCUGCGGCGUGAUGCAACCGAAGUGCUGCACGAAGACUUCAUGGACGCAAUCCUAGAGGUGCAAGCAAAGAAGAAAGCAAGCCUCAACUAUUAUGCUUGAGCUGUAUUUAUUUUAUAUAUACUAUUGUUCUUGACACAAUCUCUCUACACUCUUCCUUCUUAC
Messenger RNA from Cylicocyclus nassatus, 339 nucleotides. The record is from the annotation of a GenBank genome assembly. Lineage: Eukaryota; Metazoa; Nematoda; Chromadorea; Rhabditida; Strongylidae.